Messenger RNA from Girardinichthys multiradiatus, 2377 nucleotides. It is a transcript of the gene arid5a, whose product is annotated as AT rich interactive domain 5A (MRF1-like). Gene Ontology annotation, cellular component: nucleus. The transcript has 7 exons. NCBI's taxonomy places the organism in Eukaryota, Metazoa, Chordata, Actinopteri, Cyprinodontiformes, Goodeidae. Gene Ontology annotation, biological process: regulation of transcription by RNA polymerase II. Gene Ontology annotation, molecular function: transcription cis-regulatory region binding. Bases 81 to 1850 code for a protein of 589 amino acids. The record is from RefSeq and is a predicted model, not a curated record.
UGGUGUGAAGUUGAAGAGGCUGUCGCAUGAAUUACUGUCACAAACACAGCGAGCCAAAGACUUGAAGACAGCUUCUGGAAAUGGCUGAAGAGGACCAGAGUGAGGCACCACAACAAACAGCUGGCAGUGAUGAAGACAAGGCGAGAGCGAAACAGGCCUCUCCCUGUGUCAUUGAAAUUCACGACUCUACAACUGAAUGUGAGGAAGAAACGAGGUCCAGUAAGAUGCCAAUGGAGGAAAAAGUAUUCAUAGCACGUUUGCACUCAUUUAUGAAAGAUAAAGGUACACCCAUAGAAAGGAUCCCACAUCUUGGCUUUAAACAGAUUGAUCUCUGGAUGAUCUACAAAGCUGUAGUGAAACUUGGAGGAUAUGAAUCGGUGACUACUGGACGUCUUUGGAAGAGGGUCUACGAUGAGCUUGGAGGAAGCCCAGGUAGUACCAGCGCUGCUACUUGCACUCGGAGACACUAUGAGAGGUUGGUGCUGCCAUUCGAGAGACACAUAAAAGGAGAGGAUGACAAACCUCUGCCUCCAAGCAAACCACGGAAGCCAUACAAAAGAAAUCAGGAGAGUAAAGUGAACAAGGCUGAUGGAAAGAGGAAGAGGAGUCAUUCUGAAAGAGAAAUGGAUUCUGAGUUACUCGCUCAGAGAAGUCCAGAUGCAGUCUGCCAAAGUGAAACAACAAUGAAUCCUCACUUUGCCCUCUGGCCUUCUAGAUCUGACAGAUGCCACCCGGAGCGCUCUCAACCAAACAGAACCGCAGGAGAUUUCUGCACGCCUGUCAAUGGCCACAUCCUGCAGGUUUCUGCAUCCAGCAGUUGGGUUGCUCAUCUACACUCUACAACUGGAGAAGUCAUCUCUCCUCUUGAGAAGAAGAAGCGAAUGGCUCAGGCCAGCCUUAAUGUGCCGCUGAGAUCCCAGAGAGAGGAUAAGGAAAGGCCUUCAGUUAUCCACUGCUCCCUAUCUCCGACCCGGGCUUCUUCCAGCAGGAACUGCAAUUCUUCUGAAGGUUCUCCCUUGCCCGUAUCCUCCUCCUCUUCACGCAGUCCUUCCCCUCUUUCUGUUUCUUCAGAAGAAUCUCCAGCAGGGAGUGAGGACAAACCCAGACACAGCUCAACGUCGGCCGAGAAUUGUUUGAGCACAGCAAAAAUACAAGAGGACAACAAGCCUGUGAGCUGCAAUCAGACGGCUACAAAUACUUCGGCACAAAAACAGGAUGUGUCUCAAAUUAGCUCCGAAGCGCAAGCUACUGAUUCUCUAAAAAGCCAAAUAAAAGACUCCGCCUGGGAGCCUUAUCGCAAAGGAACCGGCAAAUAUUUAAACUCAUCCCCCUCCUUCUCAACUUCUGCCUCUAGCUUCAACAAAGUUAUCCCCAAAUCAGUGCAGCUGCUGCGGCCUGCUCCCAUUCGGCCAACUUACAAAUUUCUCCAGAGCAGGUUUCUCCAGAUGGACAACACUCUGACUUGCACUAAGAAGCUGGGUGGUGUGGCCCCGUGGCCUUAUCAUCCAGAGAAGAGAGACAGACCAAGGACAGUGCAGCAGAAAGCUCCUCCCACUCAGCAGGGAUUUUCUCAGUCCACCACCACUGUGCCGGCGUUGUGCAUCAUGUCCAAUUACGACAAAUCAGCGAGAGACACUCGGCACCAGCAACCAGUGCACCCAGCGCUGCUUCACCACAGAAUGAGACUCCCUCACUCCCAGCAAAUGUAUCAUCCUAUGCCAGUAGGUCCAGGUCACUCUACUAUCUUUGGUCCUGCUGUUUUCCCCUAUCCUUACUCCAUUCCUCUGUUAAGUCCCCAAGUUGGAUACCCACUAUCUGCCAUGAAUCAAUUUUAUCCCCGCAAGCUUUGAGGAGGAUAAUUAAAUUUUUUAGAGUGGCUUUCAAAUGAGUUUCAGAGGAAAGGAAAUCGGGGCUCGGAGAUACCUAGAUGAGUUUUUAAAAACCGUCGGUCAAACAGCUAGAAAGGCAACAUUUCUCUACAGCUGCUAUACUGAGGCCAGUUGAAAGUAACCUGUAUCAUGUAAAUGUUAAAAACUGUAUUAUUUUUCAUUCUGUCUUGUUUCCCCAGAACGUUCUACUUUGUUCAAAUAAAUCCAAAUAAAAAUCAUAAUUUCUGGGAAAUUCACACAUCCAGAUAGGUUUAGAAUUUUAAAUGGUCAGUUUUACCUCAUUAAUCUUUAAUUGCACAGUUUCACUUCUUAUUCUUAAAAGAAAGCAGUCCUGCUGUUGUUUUUAGUACUGUAUUGUUGUAAACUGUUCAGAUGCUGGUUUGUACAUUCUCUGUGUUAAAUAUUUUUUUAGAAAAUGCAUUGGAUUUGCUGUCAUUCAAAUGUAUUUAAAAAGAAAAUGAAAAGAAAUAAACAAUAAUCUUUAUAAA